This is a messenger RNA of Pseudophryne corroboree (corroboree frog), 1555 nucleotides long. RefSeq lists its product as uncharacterized. The transcript is spliced from 3 exons. Gene Ontology annotation, biological process: transcription by RNA polymerase I. The record is from RefSeq and is a predicted model, not a curated record. Lineage: Eukaryota; Metazoa; Chordata; Amphibia; Anura; Myobatrachidae. The coding region runs from base 153 to 989 and encodes 278 amino acids.
GAGGUUGACAAGUCUCUGUACAAGAGGGGACUUACACUUAUAUUACACUUAUAACAAAGAAGCAGGACCCCACCUUAGGUCAAAGGGACUUUAAUCCAAACAGAAUGAGCGGGAGCAGGACUGACUGUCUCACACAGUGCAUAUCUUGCUAGAUGUAUGCACACUUGGAGCAAAUGUUCCCGGGUGAGAACCUCUGCACAAGAUGUGAGCAAAUGGUCUCCUUGGGAGCCCAGGUAACUGAUCUAAGGCAGACCAUUGCAACACUGAGGGAGAUUGCCAAUCUCGAACAUAGUUUGCAGCUCACCAUGGAGGCAUUAGGGGAGCAGGGAGAAGCAGAAAUAGAGGAGGAUGGACAGGUAGGCAGUUGGGUUACAGUUAAAAGGAGAAGAAGAAAGAGGCAGGCCAGUUCGGGGCUGACCAAUCCCAGCAGAGUCACCCGAUUGGACAAAGAUACCGGGGAUGGCAGUGCAGAAAUGGUGGAGCUUGAUGAGAUCAUUUCCCCUAGCAACGAGAGGAAUGGUCCCUCUGGCACAGAGAGGACAGUUGUAUCUGAGAUUCCCACUCCAAGAAACAGAAUACUUCACUGCUUCAGCUCUCAUCGCCUCCCGCUGUCUGGGUACAAGAUGCAGAAGAUGAAGGUUAACAGCGUCAAGAAAUAUUACCACGUCAUGUCUUCCCCCCGCAGUGAUAGCCCUUUCCGGGCCUUGCUCUGCUCUCCGGAGCCCUCUGCGGGGAGCCUGGUUUGUGCCCCACCGUUCCAGGGUAUCAUCACCCUGGCAGAGGCCCAUGGGGACCACACAGCCCUAAACAGCAUUCCAGACAGGCCCCCCCUACUCAUUCCUCAGGGGCUAAAGCAGAGAUAUCGCCCAUUCGGAGCUACUGCCCCACGAGCCGUCCCGGACAACGUGGGGCAAUCUCAAUGGUCAGGUAGUACCAAGAAGAAAGCUAAAAAACGCAAGCAGGAGGGAUCGCUACUUAUGGACCUGUAACGUGGGGCUGGGAGAGGGAUGGAAGUGGAAAUAAAGGACAGAAACUUCUUGUGCCGUUACCACACUGCAAUACCCAGAGUGUCCACUGUGUGUCGUUAUUGUGCUGGGUGUAACAGCAAGGAAACAGUCAGACAAGUGUUUGCCAAAUGCAGAUCAUGUUGUAUUGUGGUAUAGUAUAAAUAGAUUGCACUCAUUUCUACAGCAAGUAACUCGUCAGGAAUUGAUGAGGAUUAUCUGCUUUUUUCAUGUGACUUCUAGAGAGAGAAUUAUUUUGUUAUAUACAGAAAUUACUUAUAAAUGUUGGCGCUUUUUUUUUUUCUUUUACAACAUUUGAUAUAUAAAAAUUGUGUGUUGGGGCCCAGCCCCCUGAGAUGCCGCAGAGAGGAGGGCUACAUUCAAUGAGGUCUUAGCCAAUGAUGUCACUCAUCGCCAUCAUAUGUUGCCUUCUUCACCUUCUGAGGAUACAGCCUCUGGUGACAUCACAGAAUUCCCUGAUGAUAUCACUUCCUCUGUUUCUGUGUCUCCAUCCUCUGAUGAUGUUAUGCCGUUUUCUUCCAGUACCAUAU